AUGUCAGCUUUUACUCCAAGGAAAAGGAAGCAGAAUUCUUUGAAUUGUGACAAGUGAAAAUUAAUUUUGGACUUUACUGAAAACAUAGUUUCAUCACCGAAUAAAAAACACAUUUGCCAAAGCAGUGAUAAAAAUGAAGAAAAAGUGCAUUACUCUCAACAAGGCCAUUUCAUUUCAAGUCUGCUCCAAACAACUAAAAAAAAUAAAUUACCAUCUGCAAAUCAAGGUUCACCUUUUAAAUCUUCUGUGUCUACUGUAUCCUUUUACAACAAAAAUAAGUGUUACCUCAAUCCAUUGGAGAGAAAGAUAAUAAAAGAGAGUAGAUCCAUUUGUCUAAAAACUAAUAAUGAAGCUCAGUCUCUUCCCAGCGUGACAGAAAAAACUCAGGGAAAACCAGUCCGCUCCAAGAAGAUGAACAAAAAACCACGGAAGAGCUUAACUGCUAAGUGUCAACCAAGCUAUAAGCGCAUCAAGCCUAUGUCAAAGAAUUCUAAAAAUUCCAUGCAAAAUCGAGUGGCCUACAAACCAAGUGCAGAGAAAGAGAACAACUGUUAUUCAGCUGAGAAUAAUCUGCAUGCUCCUAGAGUUCUAAGCCAAAAAGUCAAACCACAAGUAACGCUCCAGGGUGGAGCAGCAUUUUUUGUUAGAAAAAAAUCCUCUCUUAGAAAAUUGUCUCUGGAAAAUAAGCCAAUCCUGGGACUCACCCAAGAGAAUAAAUCGGAAGUGAUUAAAGAUUCUGAUGCAGAGACUGUCAGUCAAAGAAAAUGUUUUGAGACGAGGCAAGCGCCUGAGUGCUUGUUAAUAGCAAAGGAACUGAACAUUGAGCUGCUGGGUACAAGAAGUAAAAAUGAAGAGAAAUUAAUAAAGGAUUCCUCAAGUGGAAUAAUUUCUUCAAGGGAACAUAAACCUGAUGAAAAUAAGUGUUUUCCUUUGGAAGAUUCUCACAGUGAGAACAAGGCAGUUUCUCCUGAGUUCACUGUCUAUCCCAUCUUCAGUGCAUCUUCAGUUAAUACAAAAAGAUCUCUAGUUGAAGAACAGUCUUCUGUGGGAUCCGUCAUACCUACUAACUUCUUGAAACAGAUCAAUGCACAGAAAAGUACUAAUGCCAGAGAUACAAAUAAAGAAACAAAAGACCAGCUCGUUAUUGACGCAGGUCAGAGACGUUUUGGAGCCACCAUGUGCAAGUCUUGUGGCAUGAUCUACACUGCUUCCAACCCUGAAGAUGAACUGCAGCAUGUGCAGUAUCACCACAGGUUUCUGGAGGGAAUCAAAUACACAGGCUGGAAAAAAGAACGUGUAGUAGCAGAGUUUUGGGAUGGGAAAAUUGUGUUGGUCCUGCCACAUGAUCCAAGUUAUGCUAUCAAAAAGGUAGAAGAUGUCCAAGAACUUGUCGAUAAUGAAUUGGGCUUCCAGCACGUUGUUCCCAGAUGUCCAAACAAAACCAAAACUUUUCUCUUUAUAUCUGAUGAAAAGAGAGUAGUUGGGUGUUUAAUUGCAGAGCCUAUUACACAGGCCUUCCGUGUUCUGUCUGAACCAACUGGUCCAGAAUACCCACACUCUAAAGAAUGUCACAGGGCUUGGCAAUGUUCAAACGUGCCAGUACCUGCAGUCUGUGGGAUAAGUAGAAUCUGGGUCUUCAGAUUGAAGAGAAGAAAGCGCAUUGCAAGACGACUGGUAGAUACUCUCAGGAAUCGCUUUAUGUUUGGCUGUUUUCUCAGCACUGAUGAAAUAGCAUUUUCUGACCCAACACCAGAUGGCAAGUUAUUUGCAACCAAGUACUGCAACACCCCUAAUUUCCUUGUAUACAAUUUUAAUAGUUAA
Molecule: messenger RNA, 1821 nt
Organism: Pteronotus mesoamericanus
Lineage: Eukaryota; Metazoa; Chordata; Mammalia; Chiroptera; Mormoopidae
Gene: ESCO2
Product: establishment of sister chromatid cohesion N-acetyltransferase 2
Exons: 10
Biological process (GO): mitotic sister chromatid cohesion
Cellular component (GO): nucleus; chromatin
Molecular function (GO): protein-lysine-acetyltransferase activity
Source: RefSeq, a predicted model, not a curated record